Ostreococcus lucimarinus CCE9901 is the source of this 735-nucleotide messenger RNA. RefSeq lists its product with no specific name. Bases 1 to 735 code for a protein of 244 amino acids. The record is from RefSeq and is a predicted model, not a curated record. The transcript has a single exon. Gene Ontology annotation, molecular function: double-stranded RNA binding. Lineage: Eukaryota; Viridiplantae; Chlorophyta; Mamiellophyceae; Mamiellales; Bathycoccaceae.
AUGUACGUCGACAUCGAUCUCGUGAACGUCGGCCUGGAGGGGGAGAUGUGGAAGCUGGACCAAGUCGCGGAGGCGAUUCGCCGAGGCGAGGUCGGCGCGAUCCCGACGGACACGAAGUACGCCUUCGUCGCCGAUCUCACGAACGCGGAUGCGGUGCAGAAGUUGUAUGAUAUCAAAGACGCCGGGCUGAACAAACCGCUGAGCAUACUGUGCCGAGGAUUCGCAGAUAUAGACGCGUACACCACCGGGUUUCCUAACAACCCGAAACCUGGCGCGACGUUGCCGUUCAAGUUGGCGAAACAGUGCCUGCCGGGGCCGUAUACGUUUAUCUUACCCGCGUCGAAGGAGUUGCCGAAGGUGUGUCUGGUGGAUAAAUCGACGAAGGAUAAGGCGAGGCAGUGCAAGAGUAGGAAGACGGUGGGCGUGCGCAUUCCCGCGUGCGAGGUCACGCGAGCGCUGCUCGAUCUCCUCGACGCGCCGUUGAUGUGCUCGACCGUGCCCGAGUGCGACGACGAACCGGCGGUGAUUCAUGACACGUACUUACCGCGAGGUCUGGGGUUUAUCGUGGACAUCGGUGAGCGUCAAAUGGCGGCGGCGUCUACGGUGGUGGAUUUGUCCGCGGGCGAGCCGCGCGUGUUGCGCCGCGGCGCGGGCGAUCCCGAUCUCUGGGCCAGCGGUGACGACGCGAGCGAAAGCGUCGAAAACGAUCCCGACGCCGCGUGGGGUUUCGCGUAG